This is a messenger RNA of Polistes canadensis, 3270 nucleotides long. RefSeq names its product zinc finger protein ZIC 4-like. Gene Ontology annotation, cellular component: nucleus. The coding region runs from base 693 to 2174 and encodes 493 amino acids. Gene Ontology annotation, molecular function: DNA-binding transcription factor activity, RNA polymerase II-specific; RNA polymerase II cis-regulatory region sequence-specific DNA binding. The transcript has 3 exons. Lineage: Eukaryota; Metazoa; Arthropoda; Insecta; Hymenoptera; Vespidae. The record is from RefSeq and is a predicted model, not a curated record. Gene Ontology annotation, biological process: regulation of transcription by RNA polymerase II; central nervous system development.
AUCAAGCGAACAGGCCCUGAGUUGUCCCGCCAGGAGUCCAGAUACUCUCAGUCCCGCUGUGAGCGUAGAAAGGCACGUUACGGAAUACAGUUUACCUAGUCUCUCCGGCCGUGUUUGACUAAGUUCCUUUUUCUCAUUUGAUAUCGUGUUCUAUCGCGUCGGAUAUUUCUGUUUUUAAUUUUUUCCUUCGUCAUACGAUUCAUAACAGACUUUGGUGAAAUUGAAACUGAUCAUCGUAUAUAUAUAUAUAUAAGACGUGUAGUUUUAAUAAAUAGUUUUUAUUUUUGUGACACUGUGAGAAAGAUAAAACAAAAGUAAAUAUCCAAGGGGGACAAACGUAAAAUAAGCGUGCAAAAGUGUGGUUUUUUUUUGUUUCGAUCUUCCCCCGGGGAGAUUAGAAUUGAUAUAAAUGAAAAUAAAAUGGAAGAAAUAUAUCGCCAUAAAAUUCCGACGAUUGAAUCGAGAAUAUUUCGAUAAUAUAUAAUAUAGUAGUGCCGCAUCAAAUUAUUCAUCUAAUUGUUCUUCUUCAGAAGGACGCGUUGAUUUCUGUAUAAACAGAUAUUAUUAUUAUUAUUAUUAGAGAUCGGACGUUAAUCGAUAAAUAGAAACUCGAUUUGAAAUAAUAAACUGAUAUGAUAAGCCGGCGGGCUUGAAACGCAUUGAACCGGUAAAGUUACAUAAGUGUAAGUUCCAUGAUGAUGAAUACUUUUCUCGAUGGCGUAUCCUCGCAUUCUCACCACCUAGCGAGCAUGGGGAUCAAAUUGUCGCCAAGCGGAGGCGAUGGCAGCAUCGGGGGUGGUGGUUCGACGGGUGACGGCAGUGCAGGUGGUGUCCAACCGACGGUCGGCGAAGCACCGUCUCAACAACAUCACCAUUUCCAUCCUCAGGGUUAUCCUCCCCAUCAUCCCCAUCCGGCUCCUCACAUGGCACCUCAUAUGGGCCACCACAUGGGCCAUCACGCUACUUACGCUGCUCGUGAUUUUUUGCUACGCCGAGAACACGAGUUCAAUGCGACGGCUAACCCGACUACUCCCGAAAGUGGUCUAGGUAUAUUCACUCCGCUCCAUCACGAUGGCACAGCAGCUGCCACAAUGCAACAAUUUCCUCAUCACCCGAGUCAACAUCCCUUAGCAGCAGGACAUUAUCCUGGACAUUAUCCUCAAGAUUCCCGGCUACCCACUCACCAUCAAUAUUUAGGUGCACCGCAUUUAACACCGGCGUCUAUACACCAUCAACAGCAUCCCACUGUUACUCAUCCAACACAUCAUCCCCAUGGUGCUUUCUUUAGAUACAUGAGGAACAACGGUACAGGUCCUGGGAGUGGCCCAGCUCCCGGUGUAAUACAAACCGGUGGACAACACCAUGAAUUAUCUUGCAUGUGGGUCGAUCAGGAAUCAUCUAAUACGGGAAGAAGAAUUUGCCGUAAAGUUUUUGCCAAUUUAUCCGAUAUAGUCACGCAUUUAGCAAUUGAUCAUGUGGGAGGACCAGAAGUUACAACGCACGCGUGCUAUUGGCAAGGAUGUGCUCGCAACGGCAGGGCAUUCAAAGCAAAGUACAAGCUCGUCAAUCAUAUAAGAGUACAUACUGGAGAAAAACCCUUUCCUUGUCCUUUCCCAUCGUGCGGGAAAGUCUUCGCAAGGUCGGAAAAUCUUAAGAUACACAAGAGAACUCAUACAGGCGAGAAACCGUUCAAAUGCGAAUAUACCGGAUGCGAAAGGAGAUUCGCUAACAGCAGUGAUCGCAAGAAACACAGUCACGUUCAUACUUCGGAUAAACCUUACAAUUGUCGAGUAACAGGAUGCGACAAAUCUUACACGCAUCCAAGUUCGUUGCGCAAACAUAUGAAGGUGCAUGGGAUGACGAUGGGGGAAGGUAAGACGGGUGGGGAGUACGAAAGUGAAGGUGAAGAGAGCAGCAGCAGCGGGGGUAGUUUGUCUGUGACCGGUAAUACAGAAUCACCCCAACCAGCAUCGGUUGUCCCGACAACGACGACGUCUAACAACCCGCCUUCGAGUCACCCUGUAACUCGUGGAACCGAGUUGACGGAGUGGUACGUUUGCCAACCGCCAACCGUGGCUCCUCAACAUAGUCCAUUACCAGGUCCUCCGCCUCCUCAUCAUCUCGGCCAUCAUCACUUCAAUCCUCUGAUGCAUCAUCAAGCGACCGCCUACUAAAAACAACAACCAACGUCCAAAACAGCAAAUCUAUCUAUUUCUACUUUAACUUCUAAUUCUAACACUUACGACAACUAUUUCCUAUAACUUUUCAAAUGCAUCACUAAAAACAAAUCAAUAAUCAAUAUCCAAACAGCAACAGUAUCCUUUUUACUCCUACUAUUACUAUUAUCAUUUUUCUGAUGUAUCGUCUAUUACUAACAAAAAAAAAAAACUUAAAAAUCUUAUUUCUACUUUUCCGCUUUUACUUCUGCUUCUAUUUCUAUACCAGUCCCCACUGUCAUAUCUGUUAUUAAUUAUUCUUAUACGUUAAAUCUAAAUCGAUUGGUUUGUUACGAUUUUCCUAAAAAGGAAAUUCUUUUUCUGAUCAAUUUUGCUAGACCAUUUUUUACAUUUUUCUUCUAAUGGGAUAAAUGAUUUUUCUAAAUAUACCUAGUUUUAGGAUAUUUUAUUCCAGUCUGUUAACUCUUAUUACUAUUAUUAUUACUACUAUUACUAACUAUAACUACUAUUACUCGUUAACAAGAAAUAUCGCUGAUCUUUCUCCGAUACAGCGAUAUUUCGAAUGCAACGUCGAACACGUUAAAACCAUCCAGCAAGAAAAAUGAAUGUCAGUCUGUCUCAUUGGAUUCUUCGUAUCUUUCCACUCAACGCGCCUCUUUGACGAUGAUCUUAGAUGUUGGUUGAUAUGCUACUCGUUGUUCUUACUUUUAUAUUUUAGCUUUAUAUUCUACGAUAGAAAAUAUUUUCAUCAUAUUUUUUUAUCGCAGAUUCGAAUUAAUAUAACAAAGUAUAGAUUUCUACAACGACAUUUUAUUAUUUUUCAUUCUUCUAUCUAUCGAAUGCAAAUGAAACAACGUGUGGAAAGAUAGAACAAUCUGAAAACAAAAACAAAUUCUAAUCUUUCAAUCUUUCGUUAAAUUUUUCUUUAUUACAUAUAUUUUAUUUUAUAUUUUAUUUUUUUUGUAUAAACGUAAGCAUUGCAAUUGUCUUACAACAACAACAACAACAACAAAAACGAAAUAUUUUGCCAUGCUAAGUGUCGUUGCUUAAAUAAUUUUACGAACGAAACGAAAUUUCAAUCAUUUUUAAUAAA